GGUUAAUGAUACGUCACGAAAAAGUAGAAGGAACUAAGAGCCAACGUGGAUGUAAUUAAUCGGCAGGUGGAGAUUUGAUGUCUUGUCCCGGCCUUGCCUACUAGGCCAUCUGAGAACGACAGAUGGUUUCCGAACCUCCAAAACUGGUUAUCCUCACUCUAACUAACAUCUGUCAUGUAAGACUGUUAAAAACCUAUAGAAAAGAAUGCUAGAGUAACGUCACAGAAAUUUUGUCCUGGUAAAUAGAAAAAAACUCAUCGGAAAAUAUAAAAAAAGGGGAGAGAAAUUGUAUUAUUUAAACGAAUCGGUACAUUUAACCGACGUACAGAGUCCAUUUUUGCCGAUGUUAUUAACUAACCAUAUCAUUCUCUUAUUGGAUAAUGCACAGAGGUAAGAAACUCUCCCAUUGGUUGAAAUGUAGGGAUUGAUAGACGUCCAGACCGCUUCUCAGUAGGUGUGCUGCACGCUGCUGGCUUAAACCGUGUGUCGAGUUGUGUGGAAUACGAUUUUGUUAGUUAUGUCUGUGACAAGAACCGAUCAUGUCCCAUGAGUGCAGGUAAAGUUUCAGGUAUUGCUUUAGCUAUGACAAGAGUGGGGAACUGUAAUGAUCAGCCAGUGGGUAAUCAAAUUUGGACCAUACCGACCCUAUUCACUUAUCCCGGAGAAACUCGCACCAGCGAAGUAUAUAAAAUAGGUGUCGACAAUCCCGCCUACUUCGACAGCGAAUGUCAGAGUGCGGAUCGAGAUUCGGCCGUGGCCACGGUGGUGACCACACCGGCUAAAUUAAAAAAACAACCGUGGCUGAGAUUAUGGAAAUUGAGUUUUAUAAAAAGCGAAAAAGUUCGUCAACGUCGGACGUUGGCUCUCAUGGUCAUCUUCGUCGUCAUCCUCAUCGUCUUGGUGGUGGCCGUCGGUCUGGCUAUUUAUUUAUCCAUGAGAGACAUGGGAUGGAGUUGGCCCACGCAAGAAGAGAGAUCGACAGAAAUCGAAGAAAACUGGGCCGUUGCAGGAAACUUUAGAAUAACGAACAGGGUGUACACGCCGGAUUUAGCCAAUCCCACAAGUCCACAAUACAUACGUUUAGUGGCAGAAAUUUUACAGUCGUUGGAUGACAUGUUCCUGCAAAGUCCUUUAGUCAGAGAUUACAAUACUAGCGAAAUCGUAAGAUUUAGUGAAGGAAGUGUCGUCGUCGAUUGCCAUAUAUUUCUGAAUAGACCCAUCGAUAACAUUGCUCAGAAAAUAGGUUUAAUUUUUGUACGAAAUUUGGAAAUGGGCCAUGGCACGCUUCCUGCCGGAACUUUAAAUGUAGAUAUACAAACUAUACAAUUUGUUGGAAUAAGAGGUGUAAUUCCAACUGUAACUCCGCCAACUCCUAUUUCCGAUGCUGCGUGGUCCCAAUGGAGUGAAUGGUCGUCUUGUAUGGAUUUACAAGGAAGAUGUGAUCCAAAGAAUGUUCAGAGUAGGUCUCGCGAAUGUAGAACUAUGAAUGGUAGAGGGACUCGUUUAAUGAAUAACAUUCCUUGCCAAGAAUCCGGCAAAAGUCGAAAAUUAGAAAUUAAAGAAUGUUUUUGCGAAAUUGCCGAUUCGACCACAGUCAUUACAACAACAACAACAACAACCGAACGACAAAGCCAACCAACAACAAAGCCAUUGCUACAAAUUCGUCAACCGUGCAGCGUGUGUCCUGAUGGCGAAGUUUGCCUUCUAGCUAUUGGAGCAUCCGAAGCUUAUUGUGUUAAAACCAAAGAUCCUACGGAUCCACGUGGUUGUGGCGGUUGGUGUUCUGGCAUUCAUGAAUUGUGUCGUCAGCUAAACAAAACAGUGUUUCAGUGUAUUGACGACUCAGGAACUGAAUCGACAAGAAGUCACCUGAAGGCAGGCAUUCAAGAAUGUUUAGAAGGUGAAUGGAAGUGUGCCAAUGGUUUGUGUGUUCCCAGCAAGAGGAGAUGUGAUGGACAUUUCAAUUGUUAUGACAUGACAGAUGAAUACGAUUGCGAAUGUGGAGCAGAUCAAUUCCAUUGUGGUAACAAGACCUCUUGCCUUCCUGUAUCCAUGCGUUGCAAUGGUUAUAUUGAUUGUUGGGAUGGUAGUGAUGAAAUCAACUGUACUGUGUCUUGUCCAGAUGGUCAAUAUACAUGUAAUGAUGGCCAGUGUAUACCAAAUAAGUACUUCUGUGAUCGCUUCGUCGAUUGUGUCGAUAAAAGUGAUGAGCCGGAAGGGUGUGAUGCCAGUUGCACUAUCAGACAACAUCAGUGCGACAACGGACGGUGCAUUAACACGGUGAAUUAUUGUGAUGGUGUAGAUGAUUGUGGUGAUGGAAGUGACGAAGAGAACUGUAAAACUUCUGGUACUACAGUGGCAAGCGGUGUCUCUGACGAACACUCUUUAUCCGCAAACAAUAGGACAAAAAAUAAUGUAUUGUUAAAGACAUGAAAUAACACAUGAAAUUUCUCCAAUCGGUACAGUAUUUUUCAUACGAUAAUUGUUGAACAAUUAUUUCCAAAGAAUGAUUAUUCUAUUGAAAAUGUUGAAGAUUCCAAGACCUGCAGCUUAUUUUAAAUGGAAGAGUUUAAAAUAUGUGAAAUCUCCAUUAUUCGAACAGAUAUAAUUCAUCUGCUCCACUAUUAUAACUAUUUUUAGAAUAUAAACAUAAUGAAUUGUGCUAAAAUAUCAUUCAACAAGAAAUAUAUUUAAAUAUGAUAGAACAUUUUGGGAAAAAUUAACUUUUGCAAAGAAAGAAAAUGAAAAUCAUCUUAUUUUUAUAAAAUAAAUGGAAUUAACAAGAAUUUUAUAAAGAAAUUAAAAAUUACCGAAUUGCCGAAAGAUUUUAUAGCAUUGUUAAAACAUGUAAAAUAAGUUUCCGGUGGUUUAUUUCGUGUAGAUAAUUUUAUAUGUUGUAUAUUUGUCAAUUUCCGUCCCACGAUCACAAAUUUGUUUUUAAAUCAUAACAUUUAAAUUUGACAAAUACAUAAGUAUAUAUAUAACAUUGUUGCACAUGACAUGCAAUAAAAGAAAUCAUUAAAUUUGUAACAUAAAAACAUAGAUUUAUAAAUCUCUAUAUAGAAACUGAUAAUUUACAUCAGAUUCAUAAAUUUAUAACAUUUAAAACAACCAUAGUUCACUUUUUGGUCUAAUUUAUGUCAUUAAAAUUAAUAUAUUUAAGCAUUUUUCAUUAGAAAUAUUAAGGUAAAAACUUUCUUUAGAAAAAAAAAUGCUUGAAAAAAUUUAUGUAAAUUUAUAAAAAUUAACUUUUCUAU
Molecule: messenger RNA, 3257 nt
Organism: Centruroides sculpturatus (bark scorpion)
Lineage: Eukaryota; Metazoa; Arthropoda; Arachnida; Scorpiones; Buthidae
Product: low-density lipoprotein receptor-related protein 1B-like
Exons: 14
Coding region: 547-2433 (628 amino acids)
Cellular component (GO): plasma membrane
Molecular function (GO): protein binding
Source: RefSeq, a predicted model, not a curated record